Messenger RNA from Wyeomyia smithii (pitcher-plant mosquito), 1704 nucleotides. RefSeq names its product pupal cuticle protein 36a-like. The record is from RefSeq and is a predicted model, not a curated record. Bases 124 to 1437 code for a protein of 437 amino acids. NCBI's taxonomy places the organism in Eukaryota, Metazoa, Arthropoda, Insecta, Diptera, Culicidae. The transcript is spliced from 4 exons.
AAUUGCCUCGCAUCGUUGGAUCUGCAGUGAUAUAUAAAACAGCGAAGAUACUAUCCCAUCUUCAUUCCGGGUCGGUUCUUCGUUCUAGUAACUUCACGGAUAAUACAUCAAAGGGUGGACAGAAUGCGUGUUCUCGUGAUAUUUGCCGCAUACAUGGCGGUUGUAACCGCAUUUACAAUAAUUCCUUCAAAAAGUGCAUUGAUAGGCCAAGAUACCAAAGUCGGGAACGAAGGGAGUAGCUCUUUGGCACUGUCUGGAGCAUCCUCGUUCACGGCAUCUGGCGGAGGUUCUGGAGUUGGUGGAGGUUUUGGGGGACGGUCUUCUGGAUUUAGCGGAACUUCAGGUGGAUCUAGUGCUGGAACGAAAUCCGGUGGAGGUUCUUCUGGACUGGGUGGAGGUUCUUCCGGAUUCAACAGUGCUUCUGCUGGAUCUGGUUCCGGAACAAGAUUCGGAGGAGGUUCUGGCUUAGGCAAAGGUUCUGGAUUUGGCGGAGGUUCUGGAUUCGGUGGAGGUUCUGGAUUCGGCGGAGGUUCUUCUGGACUCGGCGGAGCUUCUGCUGGAUCUGGUGCCGGAGCGAGAUUCGGCGGAGGUUCUGGCUUUGGCAAAGGUUCUGGAUUUGGAGGAGGUUCUUCUGGAUUUGAUGGAGCGAGAUUCGGCGGAAGUUCAUCUGCAGGUGCUCGUGCACAGGCGAAAACCCAAGUCAAAUACAUCGUCAAGCCAGAGAUCAUCAAAAAGCACUUCUACUAUCACGCCUCUCCUGAGGCUGAGGCCAAAGCCGAUGCUCAGGCUAUCGUCAACAUUCAACCUCAGACGCACUACAAGGUCCUGUUCAUUAAGGCUCCGAAUCUAUCUGCUAGCGCUGGUUCUCGUUCCGCUGCUCGUACCCAAACUAAAGAAAAGACCAUUGUGUAUGUGUUGGUUAAUAAACCGGAAGCUAAUGCAGAUGCUGGGGCCGAUGCCGCGGUCGAUACCUACGCCAGUGGCAAACCAGAGGUUUACUUCAUCAAGUAUCAGGGCACAUCUAAUGCUGGUGCUGGCGCGAGUUCAGGUGCGGAUGCUGGUGGCUUUGGAGGUGACUUUGGAGAUGCUGGCUUUGAUGCGGCUUCCUUCGCCGAUGCGUUCGGUUCUGCUGGCAGUGAUGCUCUGGGUGGUUUCGGAUCUGAAGGUUCCUCCGCGUUCGAUCCUGUUGAUACAAGGUCCUUCGAUGGAUCUUCUGACGGCUCUGACGGAUCCUCGUUCAUUGAUGCUCGUAGUGGUAUUAGUUCCUCCGCGUUCGGUACCUCUGGGGAUAGUUUCUCCGGUGAAUAUCCGGCUUCCAAAGUGGGCAAAGAAGGGGGCUUCGACGCUUCUUUUGAACCAGUACCGACGUUUGUCUCCGGUGCUGCUGCUGGUGCAUCCUCUGAUUCGGACGUAGAAGGCAGCGAAGUAGUUAAUUAAGGUGGCCUUAGAGCUUUUUCAAGAUGGCAGAGCGAUUACUGGACAAACAAUUGAAAAGUCAGUGAACUUAGCGAAGCAGUAGGUCGAUAGAGCUUUUAUAGAAGUGAGAUCGAUUUUAAAAUUUUGUAGAGACGUAAAACGAAAAGAUGCCGUAACGAACAAAAAAAAAACAUAGAGAGAGAAACAAUAACCAUAAGCCUAAGAAGUUUGUAGCUAGAAGCAACCUUCAUACUACAUUUAGGAUAUGCAAAAUACAAACUGUGAAUA